CAAAUGCAAAUGUGAAGACACAAAAGCAACAACUAGUUUUCAAUCAAGUCUAGCAAGCUUUCAUUACAUGCAGAAGCAGAACAGUAUAAAGUCCCUGUUUACUCCCAACCAGUUCAUCAUUUUGUCCUAGACCUCAGCCUACAGAGAUGCAGAGAAGAUUCACCACCACGCAGGCUUUGCAAAUCAUUCUGGGUGACGCAAGCCUUCUUGACUCCGAUGCAGAUGAGAUCGACAUUGAAGAGGAAUCUGAACCGGAGCAGUUUUCGGAGGCCGAUUCUGAGGACGAUGCUCCCCAUCCCCUGAAAAAGAAUCCUCGGCUUGAUACCACGGUAACAGAGACUGCUAAAGAUGGCACAGUUUGGCGUAAAGAAGAAGUUGGACGACAUCUGCAUUUCACUCCUAUUGAACCUUACGCUGCAGAUGGAGAGAUGCUUCGCACCAUUCAAGCCUGCACAAUUCAGCAUGCAAGAGACACAGAGACUGUGGAUUGGUUCAUGGCUGUUCCAGAAUUGAUGGCAUUCAUAGCAAUUAUCAUCUGGCGAGGGGUGAAGAAGGUUCCAUCCUUGUCUGACAACUGGUCCAAGAUGUAUGGAAACAAAGAGAUCAUGGCAACAAUGGCUAGAGACCGCUUCCAAAAAAUCAUGCAACACCUUCGCUUUGAUUGCAAGGACACCCGGCAUGAGCGAGUGCAGACAGACAGGUUUGCAGCAAUUUCAGAACUAUGGGAAUCAUUUCGGAAGAACUGUGUCAAAUUCUACAGACCUGGUCGGCACAUCACCAUUGACGAACAGCUGUACCCAUCAAAAACACGUUGCCCUUUUCUGCAGUACAUUGCCACAAAACCAGAUAAGUUUGGAAUAAAAUUUUGGGUGGCGUGCGACCUGAAAUCCAAGUAUAUCUGCAAUGUUUAUCCCUAUGUUGGCAAAGACCCCAGUCGUCCCAAAGAAGAGAGACUGUCUGAGAGUGUGGUUAUGAAGUUGAUUGAACCAUUUCUGGAUCAGGGCAGAACCGUCACAACGGACAAUUUCUUCACGUCAAUUUCACUUUCCAAAAAGUUGCUCAGCCGGAAAACCACCAUCAUUGGGACAGUCAAUAAGAUUCGCAGAGAAAUUCCUCCUUCUGCGAAAGUGAAAAACUGCAGUGAGUUCAGCACUCAGGUGUUUACAACAACUAACGCCACAUUGACUGUUUACGCAGCCAGCCGGAAGAAGACGGUCUAUGUCAUGAGCAGCAUGCAUGGGCUCAUUCAGACUGAGGACACACACAAAAAAAAACCAACCACCAUCACCCAGUACAACAAAACAAAAUGUGGGGUGGAUUCCAUGGACCAGAUGGUGCGGGAAUACUCCGUACGAGCUGGAACAAGAAGAUGGCCAGUGGCUGUGUUCUAUAACAUGGUGGACAUGGCAGCCCUGAACGCCUAUGUGCUUUAUCAAGCCUGCACAGGAAGAAAGGAAAGGCGGCCAGAUUUUUUGAUGCAGCUUGCCAGUGAGUUGGACGCGUCUCAUGUGACAGCGAAGCAGAUUGAAAGGGACAACGGUCUUCGCAAACAGGCUGCUGAACCAGAGGAACCUGCCAAAAGGAAAAAGUGCCAAGUCAGGAACCAGUGCAGAACCUUUUAUCCAGCCGUUUACCGAGAAAACUUCUGCAUCGAAGUUCUACCAACCAGCCAGGGUCCAGCUGCUGCUGCUACAGCUAAGCCGAAUAACCAGCUGAGCCUCAGAAAGUGUCUGGACCCUACAAAGUCCAGCCAGGUAGAAGGCCCGCCUCCCCUGAACAAUCCCAUCGCCACUCCGACCGUAUCAGAUUCUAAAUUCAGCAGUGCCAAUAAAUCCAGUAGCCACCAUUCAGCAUGGUGGAAGAAGAGGAGAUUUUCAAACGAGUAA
Melanotaenia boesemani (Boeseman's rainbowfish) is the source of this 1886-nucleotide messenger RNA. RefSeq names its product piggyBac transposable element-derived protein 3-like. The transcript is spliced from 5 exons. The coding region runs from base 147 to 1886 and encodes 579 amino acids. Lineage: Eukaryota; Metazoa; Chordata; Actinopteri; Atheriniformes; Melanotaeniidae. The record is from RefSeq and is a predicted model, not a curated record.